Onychostoma macrolepis is the source of this 2212-nucleotide messenger RNA. RefSeq names its product transmembrane protein with metallophosphoesterase domain (gene tmppe). The transcript is spliced from 5 exons. NCBI's taxonomy places the organism in Eukaryota, Metazoa, Chordata, Actinopteri, Cypriniformes, Cyprinidae. The record is from RefSeq and is a predicted model, not a curated record. Gene Ontology annotation, molecular function: hydrolase activity. The coding region runs from base 361 to 1686 and encodes 441 amino acids.
UAUUACCGCACACACUUGUCACGCAGACAAGAGACGCUGUCAAAAGACCUACGUGUUUAUAUUUAAUUUGUUUACACGAUCGCGAAUUGUGUAGUGGACGUUUAUCAAGCUUGAGUGUGUAGCAAUGUCUGUAUGCCCUCUCUAGUGGAAACCGCAACAGUAUUCUUCAUGUUGUUAUCAUAGCAGCCGUCACACGUCUUUGUCUGCGGAAGUAGUUUUGGGUAUUUCUCUCAUGCCCCAGUUUAGAGAAUGACUCAAAUGAAUUCACAGGUAUGAGUAGCUCUUUUAUCGUUCUUAUAAGUUAUACCGUGCUGUCAUAAGAAUGAAUGCAGUAUAGUGCCGGGGUCAGAGGCCGAGCACAUGACGGUCAGUAUGUUUGGAUUUGGGCGCCUCUCCGCCGAGGGGAAAGCAGGAAUAGCAUCGGGAGUUGUUUUUUUCUCUAUGCUUAUAUCUAGAACAUUAAUCUCAGAGCGGGUGGACAAAAACACUCGCGCUUCGUUGUUUCGCGUUCAGUUUGUCCUCUUCAUCAACUCCCUGCUGCUCCUCGGCUCUCUCUACAUAUGGAAGCGUGUGGUGCGGCGGCUGUGCGGAGCCAGAGGUGCACCUUCUGUCCCGCAGAGAUGUUGGCGUCUUCUUGUCCUGCUGUUUCUUACUCUGGUGCACGGGAGCUACCUAUGCAUGUUUUUCCUCGUGGACACUGAGCCACACUGGUUAUCAUUGCUGAGUUUCUCCUGUUUGGGCAUUUAUGUCAUCCUACUGUUCUUCCUGUUUCUUUUUGGCUGCCUUACCCGCCUUCGCAGGCUGCUCUCCCGCAACCGAGGAGGAGAGGAUGCGGUCGCUGGCGGAUCAGUCAGUCAUAUAGUGUUGGCAAUGAUAUUAACAGCAAUACUUGCAGUGUAUGGGUUGGUAAAUGCAGCCCAGCCUCCACGAGUUAUUGAGGUGGAGAUCCCAGUAGAGAAGCUCCCUGAGUCUUUGAACGGGCUCAGGUUGGUGCUUCUGUCCGACAUACAUCUGGGACCUACAGUAGGCCGCUCCAAACUGCAGCGCAUUGUGACUAUGGUGAAUGAGCUGAACCCAGAUGUGGUGGUGAUUGUCGGUGAUCUGACUGACUCUCAGGUGAGUCGAUUGAGGAGUGCUGCAGAACCACUGGGACAGAUGAAGGCUCGACUGGGCUCCUAUUUUGCUACAGGCAAUCAUGACUACUACACUGCCGAUGUUGAAGGCUGGUUUGAGCUCUUGCAGUCAAUGGGGAUUCAGGCUCUUCAUAACAGCCAUGCAAAAGUGUUCCGUCCUGAACAAACACAAGACUGGAUUUGCCUUGCUGGCAUUGAUGACCUCGAGGCCCGCAUGCUUCGAUACCCAGGCCAUGGCAUGGAUGUUGAGAAAGCUCUCAGUGGCUGCAGCGCAGAGAGUCCUAUUAUUCUUCUUGCACAUCAGCCUCAUGCUGCCAAACAGGCCCUCCAGCAACGGCCAGACAUCAGUCUGGUACUCUCAGGUCACACACACGCUGGUCAGCUGUUCCCUCUCACCAUCCUGGCAUUCCUGAUGAAUCCAUUUUUCUGUGGACUCUACCGGGUCUCUGAACACACUAUGGUCUACGUGACCCCUGGAACUGGUCAUUAUGGCAUUCCGAUGAGAAUUGCAAGCCAUUCAGAAAUUACAAACAUAAUAUUGAAACGUGCUUGAGAGCCUCACACUGUGGGGUGCAGGGAUCAAACAAACAAAUCUCAUUCAUAUAUGUUCAUUACCUCAUUUCCCUGCAUGCUGUCACACAGUUAUACAUGUAUUACAUAGUAAUGUAUGCAUAAUUAUGCGCUAAAUCGGUCAAAUAUACUACAGUUUGCACUACAAUUUGCUUGAGCAAUCUUACAACAGGUCUGUUUUACUAUAGAGAAUGAGACACAUUUUACACAUUUUAGUUGCCAUCUAUUUUCUUAAUGUGGUAUUGUAAUUUGUUUGCCAAAACAUGCUAAAAAUCCAAGCACUUUAAUAUUUGAAUAUUCACAUUCCAAAAGUGCCAGUUUUUUUUAAUUACCAGAUGUAUUUUUACUGUUUUACUCAGGCCCCUUUCAUCAGUUUUAAUGACAUUUCAUUACAAUCAAAAUUAAUUCAGUGCACUGUUUCGACUGUCACAUUUGUGCGAGUCAAUCAGGGACUUCAUUAAUUAUCUGUUGUGAUAAAAGUUUUGAUUAAAGGUUAUUACUAUACCAAA